Rhipicephalus microplus (southern cattle tick) is the source of this 952-nucleotide messenger RNA. Its product is annotated as juvenile hormone acid O-methyltransferase-like. NCBI's taxonomy places the organism in Eukaryota, Metazoa, Arthropoda, Arachnida, Ixodida, Ixodidae. The record is from RefSeq and is a predicted model, not a curated record.
AAUACGAUUGCACCUCUAACUUCUUUAUACACCGUGGCAAACGGGCUGCGCUUUGCUUUCUUCUCUGAUGUAUCAUAGCCUCCAUAGUUUGCGGCUAGUUUGACUACUGAGAGGGAGUUCACCGCAAAUUUACACGGCAACCUACUGAUCACCCGACCACCAUCAUGCAGUUUAGUCCACUCUGCUUCUCCAAGAACGACGCCAAAAGAAGUCAACUCAGCGUCUACGCUCUGAAGAAGGUGUGCUUCCAGGGUGUCUUGACCAAGGAGCAUCAAGUGAUAGAGAUAGGAUGAGUCACGGGUCACUUUGCCCGAUGGUUCCUGCUGCCUCACUGCCAACCCUGCCGAAGGCUAGUCGCCACGGACUUGCAUCCAGAAAUGCUACAGUUCGCGACCGAACGCUUCUCCGACCGGGACAUUGUGCAUGACGUCCUCGACAUCGUAACACCCGACCUCGACCCAUUCCUGAAGAAGUACGGCAAGUUCCAGAGGGCAUUUGCUUUCCUGGUGUUUCACAUGAUCCGAGACCAGAGUGCUGCCUACGGGAACAUCGCGAAGCUGCUGACCGACGACGGUGAAUGUCUCGUCGUAGCGGACUCCAGCUAUGGCCUAAUGGACCUGUGGAAGGAUGUUUACGAUAGCGACAAUUGGAAGGGAGUCAUACAGAUAUGUUCCUAACUGUCGCUCCGUUCAAGAAAACUGUUCCCGUGGAAAGGUGGGUAGAAUUCAAGAACCUUGUGGCGGGAACUUGCGGGUCGAAAGAUGUUCCAUACGCCGGGACAGCUUUGGAAGUGAAGCACCAGCUCUGCGACGUUCACGCUCGUCUCUCCAGUAGGGUCAAGAAGUAAAUCGUAAUUUGCCAUUGUCUCCAUGGCAGAGGUAAUAGCUGAGAACUAUUGUAGCAAGCAGGGCUGGGCAGUAUUGUUACACAAUAAUAUCGCAAUAGAAUUUUA